This is a messenger RNA of Lipotes vexillifer (Yangtze River dolphin), 4560 nucleotides long. RefSeq names its product small nuclear RNA activating complex polypeptide 4 (gene SNAPC4). NCBI's taxonomy places the organism in Eukaryota, Metazoa, Chordata, Mammalia, Artiodactyla, Lipotidae. Gene Ontology annotation, molecular function: RNA polymerase III type 3 promoter sequence-specific DNA binding; RNA polymerase II cis-regulatory region sequence-specific DNA binding. Gene Ontology annotation, biological process: snRNA transcription by RNA polymerase III; snRNA transcription by RNA polymerase II. The transcript has 24 exons. The record is from RefSeq and is a predicted model, not a curated record. Gene Ontology annotation, cellular component: snRNA-activating protein complex. Bases 1 to 4560 code for a protein of 1519 amino acids.
AUGGAUAUAGAUGCUGAAAGAGUCAGAAUAUCGAAGGAGAUCAGGGAGUUGGAAAGGAUCCUGGAUCCCGGCUCUUCUAGUAUCAACGUGGACACCUCAGAGUCAAGUCUCGACUCGGAUUCUGAUGCAGAUUCGCUGCCCGAUGAGGACUCGGACACUGCUGGCCCACUGCCCUUGGAAGGAGAAAGGUGGGGGGAGGCCAGCAAUGAUGAGGAUGACCCCAGGGAGAAGGCACUCCCUGAAGACCCAGAGACCUGCCUGCAGCUGAACAUGGUCUACCAGGAGGUCAUCCGGGAGAAGCUGGCGGAGGUCAGCCUGCUGCUGGCCCAGAACCGGGAGCAGCAGGAGGAAGUCAUGUGGGAACUGGUGGGGUGCAAGGGCUCCAGGGUGAAGGACGGCAGGAACCAAACCUCGAGUCUGUACAUGGGGCACUUCAUGAAGCCUUACUUCAAGGACAAGGUCACCGGAGUGGGGCCUCCUGCCAACGAAGACACGCGGGAGAGGGCCGCCCAGGGCAUCAAGGCUUUCGAGGAGCUCCUGGUGACCAAAUGGAAGACCUGGGAAAAGGCCCUGCUCAGAAGGUCAGUGGCGAGCGACCGCCUGCAGCGUCUGCUCCAGCCCAAGCUACUCAAGCUCGAGUAUUUGCAGCAGAAACAGAGCAGCAGCGCGAGCGAGGCGGAGAGGCAGAUCCUGGACAAGCAGGCCAGGGAGGCCGAGAAGGAGGUGCGGGACAUCAAUCAGCUGCCCGAGGAGGCCCUGCUGGGGAACAGGCUGGACGACCACGACUGGGAGAAGAUCUCCAAUGUCAAUUUCGAGGGCAGCCGCGGCGCACAGGAGAUCCGCAGCUUCUGGCAGAACUUCGAGCACCCAGGCAUCAACAAGCAGGAGUGGAGUGCGCGGGAGGUGGGCCAGCUGCAGGCCAUCGCGGCCGCGCACGGCCACCUGCACUGGCAGAGGAUCGCCGACGAGCUAGGGACCUGCCGCAGCGCCUUCCAGUGCCUGCAGAUGUACCAGCAGCACAGCCCGGCCCUGAAGCGCAGGGAGUGGACGGAGGAGGAGGACCGCGUGCUCACCCGGCUGGUGCAGGAGAUGCGCGUCGGCAGCCACAUCCCCUACCGGAGGAUCGUCUACUACAUGGAGGGGAGGGACUCCAUGCAGCUCAUCUACCGCUGGACCAAGAGCCUGGACCCCAGCCUGAAGAAGGGUCUCUGGGCCCCAGAGGAAGACGCGAAGUUGCUUCGGGCAGUUGCCAAGUACGGGGAGCAGGGUUGGUUUAAAAUCCGGGAAGAGGUGCCAGGUAGGAGCGAUGCCCAGUGCCGAGAUCGGUAUCUCAAAAGGUUACAUUUUGGCUUGAAAAAGGGACGAUGGAAUUCCAAAGAAGAGGAAAAGUUAGUUGAAUUAAUAGAAAAAUAUGGUGUCGGUCACUGGGCAAAAAUAGCCUCUGAACUACCCCAUCGGACGGGCUCCCAGUGCCUAAGCAAGUGGAAAAUCAUGCUCAGGGCGGCCGAGUGCAGAGGGAGCUCGGCCUCCGUCCUCAGAGCAGCGGGAGGGUGCUUCCACCCAAAGCAGCAGCGGCGCAGGCGGGGGCGGCGGCCCCCUCGCAAGGUGCAGUGGAGCUCCAGCAGCGGGGACAGCAGCACCGCCAGCAGUGGGGACAGCGGGGACUCAGAGCCAGAGGCCGCGCUGGGGGCCCUGACGGGUGGCCAGGCGCUGCUGCCAGCACAGCAUGUGGUGCCUGACGUGGACCUGUGGGUUCCUGCCCGGCAGAGCGCCAGGGAGCUAUGGGGAGGGGGGCCCAGGAGCUGGCCAGGACCCUGUGGUGCCUGCCCCCGCCCUCCCGAUGGCUCCAACACGGCCCAGGGUGGCCGCUGGGAAGCUUGCACCACGGCCUCAGCCCCAGCAGAGCUGGCAGGCCAGGCGCGGGCCGCCUUCGGGACCCAGAGCACCAGCCGGAGAGGCGUCAGAUGCCCGUGCUCGACAGAUGCUUGCCCCUCGAGCUCCACGGGGCCUGCGCGCCAGGGUGGGGACGUCCACUCGGGGCCCCUGGAGACAGCGCUGCAGGCGCUCAGACCGACGUGGCCACUUGGUGCCAGACGCAGCGCCCCAGGCCGCCAAGACCAUCCCGAUGCCCACCACCCGUCUCGUCUCCCAUCCGCACCCCGCUCCGGCACCCAGCAGGAGUGGAGGAUGGAGUUGAGGCAGCCGCACCUGCGCAGUGCCGCCCCGGGGCCCACCCCUGGUGGCGGUGGUGGCAGUGGCGGGGCCAGGCCCUGCGUGCAGCCGCUGUGGCACAGGACCGGGCAGCGGCGCCAGGGACACGCCCUGCAGAGGAGGCUCCUUGAGCACCAGCUUCUGACGGCCGUGAGCCCAUGGGUGGGCAAGGUCAUCCUGCCACACACUCCCCGGAGGCCUGCCGUGACACACAGUCGAGCUGACGGCAUCAGGAGGCAGCUGCAGGGCGCCCACCUGGCCAGCACCCCCGUGUUCACCCUCUUCAUUCAGUUGUUCCAGAUCGACACAGCUGGCUGCAUGGAGGUCGUGCGGGAGAGGAAGGCCCGGCCGCCCACCCUGUUCCAGGCUGGUGCCCGGGACUCGCCACUCCUGCAGGUACCCUCGAGUGCCCGGAACACCCCAGGCUGCCUCCUCCAGAGCGUGCCGGCCCGAGGAGCUGCAAAGAAGAGCACCUGCCACACGGGGAGCGGAGGGCCGCAGGCCUGCCACGCGGAGUCCACGCCGCGGGCAGCCCCGCCGGCUCCGUCCGGACCCCGGCCCAAGCCCAAGACUGUGUCUCAGCUGCUUCGGGAGAAGCGGCUGCGGGAGGCCCGAGCCAGGAAGGCUGCCCAGGGCCGUGCGGUCCUCCUGCCCCAGGUGCUGGUCUCCUCUCCUGUGGUCUUCCAGCCGCUGGCCCCGCAAGGCCCCCCGGUCUCCAGGGCCGUGCUGUCUGGGCCAGGGGGCCCCGUAGCGGCCGCUUCAAGUGCGUUAGGCUCUUGGGGCUCAGCCGUGGAGGAGAGACCCCUGACGCUGCAAGCCUUUGCCCUCGCUCCAGCCUCCACAGGAGCCCUGAAGGCCCCGGCUGCCCCUGCUGCCUCCAGGGCCCCGGGUCUGGGCCCCGGCCAGGUCCCAGUGAGCUGCCGGCCAAGCAAUCUCGGACAGUCUCAGGCCCCUGCCACGUCCCGGAAGCAGGGCGUGCCCGAGGCACCACCCUUUCUCACUGCAGCGCCCAGCCCUGUUCAGCUGCCUGUCCAGCCCCUCAGCCUGACACCAGCUUUGGGCACACACACGGCAGCCAGCACCCCUCUGCCUGUCACCUGGGUGCUCACACCCCAGGGGCUGCUCUCUGUGCCUGUGAAGGCGAUGGUGGGCCUUCCGAGGCCAACAGGGACUCCUGAGCCCCAAGGGCUGUCGGUGACUCUGCUGCCCUCCCCAACUGCGACUCAGGCAGGCCAGGGCCCCAGGCUCCCUGGGCAGGGCCGCCCUUGGCAGCCCCCAACCAACACGGACACAGAAUCAGACUCUGCCUCCAGGACAGAGCCCUUGACCCUUCCGGCGCACCCCACAUCCCAGAGCCCUGCAGAGGUGGACAUGGCCCAUGGCCCUGGGGGAUGCUCCCCUGGAGAGGCCCAAGUGGCUGGGGGGACGUGUGUACCCAGGACGUCCUCCCAGGCUACGCCCCUGGCUCACGACUCUGAAGCGGAUCCCCCAGGGACCACCUCAGGGCCAGGGGAGCCCAGGAGGCCUUUGGGCCUGGAGGGGCCACCCCCGCCCUGGCCCAGGCCUGAGAAGAGUCCCCUGGACUUGUGCCUCCUCUCCCAGGAGGGCGAGGCAGCUGUGCGGGAGUGGCUGAGGGGGCAGCGGGGGGUGUGUGUGCCCCCACUGGGCAGCAGGCUGUCCUACCAGCCCCCCACGCUGUGCAGCCUGCGGGCACUGUCUGGCCUCCUGCUCCGCAAGAAGGCCUUGGAGCACAGAGCCGCCUCCCUGGUGCCCAGCGGGGCAGCCGGAGCCCUGCAGGCCUCGCUGGGGCGGGUGCGCAAGCAGCUCCGGGACAGCCCGGCCUACCUGCUGCUGCGGGUGCGCUUCCUGGCGGCCUUCGCCCUCCCUGCGCUCCUGGCCACCCUGUCCCCCCGCGGUGUGCCCACCACCCUGUCAGUAGCCAUGAGGUCCAGCCCCGAGAGCGACAGUGAUGACAGCAACCCGGGGCAGCCGGAGCUUGUGGCCGGGCAGCUGGCGGACCCAGCCAGCGGUCUGCAGGUGGCCGCCACGCCUGUUCAGGGAACGCCACACCCCGGACAGGCCUCUGCCCUCUCCUGCCCGGACGGUCCUGAUGAGCUUGACGUGCUCCAGACACGGCGCGCCCGGCAUGCCCGGAAGCGGAGGAAGCUGGAACCCUCCAGGCCGGUUCAGGAUCCCCCAGAACACGGCUCACCCAGGGGGCUGGGGGCCUGCCCACGCCUGGAGGGUCGUGCCUGGAGGGUGACCUCGGACCUCCUGGAGGCCUACGGGGAGGCCCGGCCACUCAGCAGCGCCUGGCGGUGCCAGGAUUCCUGGGGUUUAGCCUACUGA